UUCAAAUUAAAAAAAAAAAAAACCAACAAGUCUGGUUAGAUACCCCAUGAGCUGAUGAUCAGCUGUAAUAGUUGGUAGGCUCCCUCUUCCUGCUCUUCUUGUUGUUGUUACCCGAUCAAUCCUCCAUCCAAGGAAGAUUAUUCGGUGAGUGAGUGUGUGUGUUUCUCUUGAUCGAUAGACAGAUAUUACAGCUGAAGGGCACUAUACACUCUAUCAAGAGCAGCCGCCCCGAUAAAACCCCCAGCCUACGCCCAUCGCAGUCAGUCAGUCAGCCAUAACUUCACCCAGUCUAGUGACUCUCAUUCGGACUCAACCGGAUCCAAAGAGAGAAGAAACAUUAAGCAAACUGAGAUUAGAAUCCAUCCAUACACCACUCUUCGACUGUGAUUAUUACAAAUUACUCUAUCAUUAUCAUUAUAUUAUCAGUAGUUCUUAUUCUAGAUUGAUUGAUUGACAAUCCAUUAACAAACUCCCCCACCACUUUCGAUCCGAAAGCCUUCCCUCCUCAACCGCUUUCUCUUCAGAGCUCCCCCUCCCUCUUCCGUCCAGCAGUAUCCCCCCCGUCCCCAUGGCGAUCUCCACCAAAUUCUCCUCUCUUCGCUCCUCAAGACGUUCGGCAGCUCCCUCAAACGUCAUCCACCAAGACCAGCCGCCGACCCAGACUACUGGUUACCAACCUGGAGCUCUUGAGCCUGCAGACCUGAUCAGAAACAACAGCAUGGCGGCCACCGAGAACACCCUAGGGACUAAACUUGAGAAGAAAACCCGGCUCAAGUUCUUCAGACGCUUCUCAACUCGCUUUGCCAGCAAGCCUCAAGAACCCAAGUCAGAUCCUAUCGACCCCACGCUUACUGCAACCUCCGAUCCCAUGCCCAACCUUGUCCCGCUCGGCAAGACUAACUCCAAUGACCCUGCGAUGGCUCCCUCGGAUUUCACUUCAAACCCCUGUGAUCUUCCCGUCAAGGCCCCCUUCGAACUCGUCCCCAAAACCAGUGCUAGUCUCAGCUGCGACGAAACCGGCUCGCUCUACCGUCCCAAGGAUGCUCAUGGAGCAUUUUCAGCGGAGACGCACUGCGGGCUCAAGUUCCCCUCGAGGGCAUCAAGGUCCUUUUGGAAGCGGCUCAGUCUCUCGCCCAGCUUACAGGCGGAUCCCGAGGUUGCCGGGCUGGCGACGCCGGAGAUGAGCAUGAGUCCGGUCGAGGACGGCAACCCAACCAGCGUCUCCUCCGACGGCCAUCCGAGCAGCAUCAUGUCCUCCGAGCUUUCCACGGCGCCCUCCUCGGCCAACGAGACUGCCGACACCUCUCUGGCCUCGGCCGACGAGGCCGAGAGCGUCGAGGAGUGUGGGCUCGCGGGGAUCGGGCUGCGCGAUCGCAGGAGCAUCUGUCUUCACUCCCUGCCCAUCCGCAAUGCUCUUGGCCCUUCUCCUUUAGCCGGCCCCACCAACAUCAAGCCUCUCGUCCAUCCCGCCAUGCGCUAUGCUCCCUCUUCGUCUUCCCCGCUUUCUAGUAGACUUGCCCCCUCGUCUUCGACUGCAGAGAACCAUCCCUCGACCUCCUCUAAUCUCAGAACCGGGCCUAAAAGACUCUCCGCCCUAUCCCACACCUCUUCCCCCGUCCCUUCAUCCCUCUCGCAAAACAAGCAUCGGAUGAGCUCCGCUUAUCUUAACCUCGUCCCCGCCCAAACUUACGUCGACUCUGAAACGCUCAUGCGCAUCCUCAGAGGCCCGUCCUCUUACCCCGAAGAGACUUUGCCUCGUGCUAAUAGUCAACGAGACUCGAUCUACGUCCCAUGCGUCUGAGCGGGCGGGGUUCCGCAGCCGUGGCCCCCUGGUCCACGCGCUGCCGAUUUCUCCGUCCCCCCCCCCUCCCUAUCAUUAUCUUCUCCAUUAUAUUAGUCGGCCCUCCCACUUUAUUUUUUUUUUCAUUGUUGUCCGGCGCUUCGGAUCUCCCUCUCUCUCUCUCUUCCUUCGCAACGACACCACCCCCCCUUUUUUUUAUCUUUCUAUACUAGGAACUCACGGUUCUCUCCUUUUUCAUCUUUCUUCCUGUUUUGUUAUACUUUACUCUGGACACACUCUUCUUGAAACUUUCUUUCUUUCUUUUUUUUCAUGCGUAUCAUACAUACAUACUGUGUUGUUUCUUUUCUUUUUUUUUGUUUUCAAAAACUUUGUUAACCUUGUUCCUCACUGCCAUAGCAGCAGCUCCUCCUCUUCUUAUUAGACUCCUUUCAAUUCCUGUCCUCUAUUCUUUUUCCCAUCUCUUUUUUCCAUUUAUCCAUGAUCAUUACAUACAUUUAUAUAUAUAUACACAAGUAAUUUACACCUAUAUACAUAUACAUGCUCCCCCACCCCCCCUUCUUAAUACAUACACCUAACUUUAUUAUUUUACAUGUAUAUCUCCACUUGAUGAGUCAUGUAAUCAAUCUCCCAUUUCAAUUUGUCAAUUUGGUUCUUUUUUUUGUUUCUUUUGAUCACCUUUCUUGUUCCUGCGUCCAUAAAUAUAUACAUAUAUAUAUGUUACUGAAUAACAUAUACUUAUAAUACAAAUGUGCACCAUGUUCAUAGCCUUAAUUUCCUUCUCCCUUUAUUUUGGUUGGUUGUUUCUUUGCUGUUGAUGAUGAUGUGAUUGAAAAUAGAGACUUACAAAGUGUAAAGAUAGCC
Messenger RNA from Puccinia graminis f. sp. tritici CRL 75-36-700-3, 2662 nucleotides. RefSeq lists its product as uncharacterized. NCBI's taxonomy places the organism in Eukaryota, Fungi, Basidiomycota, Pucciniomycetes, Pucciniales, Pucciniaceae. The record is from RefSeq and is a predicted model, not a curated record. The coding region runs from base 569 to 1801 and encodes 410 amino acids. The transcript is spliced from 4 exons.